AUGAGAAAUCCUGAGAUUCCUGUUAUGCAGGAUAUAUGCGCAGCCCACUGGGGUUCCUCAGACGACAGAUCAAUAGAGUUGGCAAUUGGGUUCCAGUUUGAAACUAAGAAAGAUGCCCAACUAGCAGUGAAGGAAUUUUGUAUCAGAGCUCAUAUAGAAUUCAAUGUGUUGGAUUUUGAUCAGAAGAUAUAUUUUGUUAAAUGUAUAAACAACAAUGUCGGAUAUAACAGUGACCCUGAUGGCGAGGACAUACCCGAAGAAGAUGCUGUGUGUAGGAUUUGUCUGGUUGAACUACGCGAAGGAUGUGAAACACUGAAGAUGGAAUGCAGCUGCAAAAGCGAGCUGGCUUUGGCGCACAAAGACUGUGCCGUGAAAUGGUUCAGCAUCAGAGGCAACAAGACCUGUGAUGUGUGCAAGCAAGAGGUUCAAAACCUACCUGUCACACUUUUACGAAUAGGAACAAGUAGAGGCCUUCAGGCUGAUGCAUAUGCAUCUGGCAAUCGGAUUUGGCAGGAGAUCCCUGUUCUUGUUAUCGUCGGCAUGCUUGCAUACUUUUGUUUUCUUCAGCAACUUCUGGUUGGAAAAAUGGGUACUGGAGCUAUUGCUAUAUCUCUUCCAUUUUCAUGUUUGCUAGGCCUCCUUUCAUCCAUGACAUCAUCAACAAUGGUGCAGCGGAGAUUUGUCUGGGUUUAUUCAUCGGUUCAAUUUUUGUUGGUGGUUGUCUUUGCUCAUAUAUUUUAUUCUUUGGUGAAAGUACAGGUACUUCUAUCAAUUCUCCUGGCAACAUUUUCUGGAUUGGGUAUUGCGAUGAGUGGGACUUCUUUUGUUGUCGAGAUCCUCCGGUGGAGAAUAAGAUGGCAGGUUUGGUCACAGCAGCAACAUGGUCUGCAAUCGAUGACUCAACCACAGGUCCAAUCCCCUAGAGAUGUUAAUUCACCUGUGUCUCAAAGAGGUCCUAUUGUAAAUCAGUAAAAUGAUGAAACUUCAACGGGAGGUGAACCGGUUGCUUACUCGAAAGCCCGACAAUGGAGGUUCUAGCAUUAUAUUAUGUUAUGUAUACAAUCACUGCUUCUGUAAUGCAAAUCAAAUAGGCUGCCUUACAUGAAAAGGGUCGGUUCAGAGACCGGAAAUAAACUUACACCGCGAGUUUAUAUCGGUCCUCGAGGUUGAUCUCCGAAGAGACUUUCAUGAAUUAGGUUAUAGUGUGCUUGCAGAACGGUAUGUAAUGAAUACAUUCGUGCAAUUUUACACUGUUUU
Messenger RNA from Hibiscus syriacus, 1257 nucleotides. RefSeq lists its product as uncharacterized. Gene Ontology annotation, molecular function: zinc ion binding. The transcript has 6 exons. Bases 1 to 972 code for a protein of 323 amino acids. Lineage: Eukaryota; Viridiplantae; Streptophyta; Magnoliopsida; Malvales; Malvaceae. The record is from RefSeq and is a predicted model, not a curated record.